This is a messenger RNA of Penicillium psychrosexuale, 297 nucleotides long. RefSeq lists its product as uncharacterized. The transcript is spliced from 2 exons. Lineage: Eukaryota; Fungi; Ascomycota; Eurotiomycetes; Eurotiales; Aspergillaceae. Bases 1 to 297 code for a protein of 98 amino acids. The record is from RefSeq and is a predicted model, not a curated record.
AUGGGAGGAGAAAAAUGGGCGAAAUGGGGGAAAAGGAAGAAAGUCGAGCGAAGAAAGAACGAUCUGAAGAAGUGGAUGAAUCGAUGCGCGAAAUGCGGAGGUACCAAGCCGAACGGUAAUAUACCAGCAAAAAGCAGCUAUCCGAUCGGCCGUAACGGUAAUGAUACGUGCGCUAUUAACGGGUACUAUUGGCUCAUGCAGCCAAGACCUCAAGUGGAGUCGAGGUGGAUGGGUCCAGCCCAGAGGCGAUUGGCCUAUGAGGACGGACCUGUCGCCCGCGAGGAUUACAUCACGUGA